This is a messenger RNA of Sorghum bicolor (sorghum), 3561 nucleotides long. Its product is annotated as auxilin-related protein 1. Bases 365 to 3058 code for a protein of 897 amino acids. Gene Ontology annotation, cellular component: intracellular membrane-bounded organelle; vesicle; cytoplasm. Gene Ontology annotation, biological process: clathrin-dependent endocytosis; clathrin coat disassembly. Gene Ontology annotation, molecular function: clathrin binding. NCBI's taxonomy places the organism in Eukaryota, Viridiplantae, Streptophyta, Magnoliopsida, Poales, Poaceae. The record is from RefSeq and is a predicted model, not a curated record. The transcript is spliced from 8 exons.
CCGCGUCGUGUGAGAGAGAAGAGAGAGAGAGAGAGAGAGGGAGAGAGACGACCACCACCUCCCUCCGCUCCCUCUCUCUGACUCGACUCGCCCCGCUCCUGUUCGCCGCUCCGCCAUCGCCGGCGGCGACCACUCCGGGUCUUCGGCGGCCCCACCGACGCCGGGCCCCGCGACGCCAUUCCUCCGAUCGCCGACUCACGCCUUGCGCUCCGCCCCCCCCGGCGAGGGUCCGAGCUCCUGCCCAGAUCCGCCCUGCGCCUGCUCGCGGCCCCCGUCCGCGAGCGCCGAUCGGCAGGCGGCGUAGGCGCUGCUGCGCGAGUGAGCGAGCGAGCGGGCGACGGAUCCGUCGAUCCGCGCGCCCGCCAUGGACGACUUCCAGGGCCUGCUGGCCCGCGACUUCGGCCUCCGCCCGCAGGGGAAGGCCGCGCCCAUGUCGGCUGCGCGCUCUUCGGGGCCCUCCGGAUCCGCCUGGACCAAUACCAGAUCCGCCGCGGGGUCCGCCUCCGCCGCCGCCGCGCCCUCCUACGACGACCUCUUCGGGUCCGCCCCGCCGCCGCCCAAGGCCACGCCGUCGCCGUCGCUCGACAACAUCUUCGACUCGUUCAAGGACCCCGCCGCUUCCACCACCGCGCCGCCGCCUCCCAAGCCUAAGCACUCGUCCAUGCCGGUGUUCGACAAGCCCGUCUACGACGACGACAUCUUCGUCGGGGUCCCUGGGGUUAAGAGCUCCUCGGCGCGCUACGACGAUGUCUUCGGUGGAAGCCAGAGCCAGAGCCGCGAGGCGCCUCCGGCGUUCGAUGACCUGCUUGGUGGAUUUGGUAAGAGCUCGCAGGUAAGGGAAGAGGUGGAUGACAAGAGGAAACAAGAGGCAGCUACGGCGGCGGCAGCGGCUACUGGGUUCGAUUAUUUGAUCCCAGGCUUUGGCGGGAGAAGCUCCCCGCGCCAAAGGGAUACUAGUGGUGCAAAACAAAAGAAGGUUCCCGUGUCAACAGCUAAGCAAACAGCUAGCUUAAACGACCCCUUUGUUGUUCUCGAAACAACUUCAUCCUCAGCCCAUCCGUUUGCAGAUCCCUUGGAUGAAUUUGGUAAAGCUGCAAAAUAUCAAGGGAAAAGCCGUGAAAGUACUAGUGUUGAGAGCAGUCUGGAUUCAAGCACUUUCAACCAGGCUCCAAAAUCUGAACCUUUUUUUACCUCAGAAGUGGACAAUGGCUCAAAAGGUAGGAAUGAAUCAAGCAGAGCCCGAGACUCAAAUCCUGUACAGAGUUUUUCUAAAAGAAACUCCGCCCAGCAAUCUUCUGUACAGGAUUUUGAAAAUAUCUUUCCUAAAUCGCAGUCUGCCAGAUAUUCUGAUGUCCAUGUUGACAUUAGCUCAGAGAAAUACAGUGGGAAUGGUAUAAAUGACCAGUCACCUAGAUCUGAUGAAUCUGAAGAUGAGAUAUGGCUUACAGCUUCUGAGAUUCCUCUCUUCACACAGCCAACUAGUGCCCCACCACCUUCAAGACCACCGCCACCUCUUGCAGUUAAGCAAAAACAUGGAUCAAAAUCAAAAAGAAAAGAUGAUGAGUAUCUACGACGGUCUAGGAAAAACAAUGAUCAUCAAAGAGGUUCAUCAAAUCAGGCUGGUGUUUCUACAGUAGAUGAACUAGAAGAUUUUGCUAUGGGUAGGUCUCAGAAUGCGCAUGCUUUUAAUGAGGAAGAAUUUGAGAGAAGUACAGCAGCAGCAGCAUCUGCAGCUGCUAUGAAAGAGGCCAUGGAUAAAGCAGAGGCAAAGUUCAAACAUGCCAAGGAAGUACGAGAAAGAGAACGUGAUGCGAAGCUUAGAAAUAGAGAACAACAGGAACAAGAUACUGUAACAAGGUCAUAUGGCCAGGAUCGUGAGGAAAAAGACAGAAAGGAAAGACUAGAACAAGAAAGGGAGAUGAGGCAGAAAGAGGAAAAGGAAAAAGAGCAAAGAAGACUUGAAGAGGAGAGAGAACUUGAGCGACAUAGAGAAAGAGAAAGAGCUAGGCAAGCAGUGGAGAGGGCUACAAAGGAGGCACGGGAAAGAGCAGCUGCUGAAGCUCGUGCGAAAGCAGAGAGGGAGGCACGCCAACGUUCAGAACGUGCUGCUGUGCAAAGAGCCCAACAGGAAGCACGCGAGAGGGCAGCAGUGGAGGCUAAAGAACGAGCAGAGAGGGCUACUGCAGAAGCAAAGGAAAGGGCUGCUGCUGAAGCUAAGGAGAAAGCUGCUAGUCAAGCCAGGGAUAGGGCUGUAGCAGAAAGAGCUGCUGUGGAGAGAGCUCAGCAAGAAGCGAGGAAGAGAGCUGAACGAGCAGCAGUGGAAAGGGCUGCUUCUGAGGCUCGGGAAAGACAGGCUGCUGCUGCUGCCGCUGCAGCUGCAAGAGAAAAAACGAGCAAACCAGAUGAUCUAGACUCCUUCUUUGGUAUGGGUGCCCGAGCUAAUAGCGCUCCGAGGCAAAGGGCUCCAACAGUGGAUUCUAUGUUUGAUUCUCAAACGCAAAAUAGAGGGACUUCCACUUCGACAUCAAUGAAAAAGGCAUCAUCAACAGCAAAUAUUGCUGAUGACUUGUCUGCAAUAUUUGGAGGAGUUCCUACAUCAUCCGACGAAUUUCAAGAAGUUGAUGGGGAGAGCGAAGAAAGAAGACGUGCUAGGUUGGAACGGCAUCAAAGGACUCGUGAACGAGCGGCAAAGGCUUUGGCUGAGAAGAAUGAACGAGACAUGCAGCAACAAAGAGAGCAGGCUGAAAGACAUAGGCUUGCGGAAACACUGGACUUUGAGAUUAAGCGCUGGGCUGCUGGAAAAGAAGGCAAUUUGCGUGCAUUGUUAUCAACUUUACAAUAUGUUCUUUGGCCAGAAUGCGGAUGGCAGCCUGUAUCCCUCACUGAUUUGAUCACUGCUGCUGCUGUUAAAAAAGUGUACAGAAAAGCAACAUUAUGUAUCCAUCCUGACAAGGUGCAGCAAAAGGGUGCCAAUCUCCAACAGAAAUAUAUCGCUGAGAAGGUUUUUGAUCUCCUCAAGGAGGCGUGGAACAAAUUCAACUCUGAAGAGCUCUUCUAAACAGCCUCAUGACUGAAUAUAGCAUCACCCCUCAGGGUCUGCACAGGGUACUCUGAGAAGAAAGUCACAAGCUGGAGCAACUUGAGGUUGGUCCGGGGGGAAACCAUGAAGCGACCAAGCGAAACCUGAGCACCGUUGUUUGUUUCAUUCCCCCAAUUUUCUUUUCCAAUUGUAUGUUGAUUCAAUGACAACUCACAGCGACAUGUGGCAGCUGCCCAAGCUGGACCUCAUCCAGUAGGUGUACAUUAGUGCCCUGUUUUGUACUAUUUAUCCUGGGCUGUAUGUACCAUCAGAGCGGGUGCUUCUGAGGCCAGUGUUGUGAUUUUGGAUUAGGUACAGGGUUUAUUUACAUGGAGAGCCGGUUUACUUGAUAAUGAUGAAUGUUGCUUGUCUGAUGCCAUGGGCAUCUUUCGGUUGUCUUGUUUAUAGUCGAUUUCUGGAACAUCAGUUGACCUAUACUCUGAUCACUGUUUUAUUUUUGUACAAAGUUGCUAUUCAAUUUU